AUGUCUUGGGAUAUUGAAUUAGAUGAUCAAUUAUUACAAGAUCUUUAUGCAUGGCUUGAUCAAAUCCCAUUAAGUCGACCAAAGAAACGUAUUGAAAAAGAUUUUGCUGAUGGUGUUAUGGUUGCUGAAUUAAUUAAAUAUUAUUUUCCUGGUUGGGUUGAUCUACAUAAUUAUGCAGCAGCGAAUAGUACACAACAGAAAUUAAUUAAUUGGGGUCUUUUAAAUAGAAAAGUUCUUUAUCGAUUUGGUCUUAAUGUACCAGAACCUGUUAUGCGUGGCAUAUGUCUUGGUCGAAGUGGACUUGUUGAAGUAUUUCUUUAUAAUUUACGAACUAAAAUUGAUGAUUAUCUUUAUGGAAUGGAAACAAAUCCUAGUGAUCCUCAAUAUCGAGUUCUUCAUCAACAGGCUAAAACAAGUGAAUCUAAUGCCAUAACACCUCGUCAUCGUCAACAACAUUCACCACCACCACCACAACAACAAUAUGAAGAAAAUCCAGUAAAAUAUGCAAGUAUGGGAUCAAAAGCUAAACCACAAGGAGGAAAUAUACCAAAAAAAGCUACGUCAAUGCAAAAUUUGAGUUCAGACAUGGUUAGUCGUAUUGAAUAUGAUGAAAAAGAACAAGAAUGUAUUGCCAAAGAAGAACAACUUCAGAUUUUACAAGCAAAAAUUCGACGUCUAGAACAUUUACUUCAUUUAAAAGAUAUUCGAGUAGAUGAUUUAGCAGAAAAACUUGAUCAAACAAGAGGUUUACCUGGUAAUAGUGGUGGAAAAUCAAUUCGUCAACAACAGACACAUAUACCACUCAAUGGACGUAAAUAA
This is a messenger RNA of Rotaria sp. Silwood1, 819 nucleotides long. The record is from the annotation of a GenBank genome assembly. NCBI's taxonomy places the organism in Eukaryota, Metazoa, Rotifera, Eurotatoria, Philodinida, Philodinidae.